UCGGAUGCCUGCCUGCCGCCUCGCUUCCCUGCGUUACUGUUAAAAUCCGGAAGCUCCACGCUACGCUAAGCUCCGUCGACGCGUCUGUCUCUCUCCCCAAUCCGAAUCCCACAGCCCUCCUUGACCGUUCCAUUUAUACCCUCUUCUCCUUCCCCCUUCGCCGCCUCUGCCUGACCCUGCCCCGGAUUGCAGCCCGGCCGGCGUCUCCCCUUCUGCUAGAUCUCAAACAUCCAAGAUGACGACUACAUUCACAACACCAAUCUUCUGCAACUUCAGGGCCAACCCACACCUGCAGCAGCUGCCUCUACGGAGCCACAGCAGCACGAGGCAAGCCCAGCAUCUGCACCUGAGCCCGGUGCGGAUCAUGCCGAUACCGACAUCACCAGGCUCGAGGACAUCUAACGACUUCCGCGCCGCGGCGGCCGCGUACAAGGUGAAGCUGAUCGGGCCGGAAGGGAAGGAGAGCGUGCUGGACGUGGCGGAGGACAGCUACAUCCUGGACGCGGCCGAGGAGGCCGGCGUCGAGCUUCCUUACUCGUGCCGCGCCGGCGCGUGCUCCACAUGCGCCGGCAAGGUCCUGGAGGGCGCCGUGGACCAGUCGGACCAGUCGUUCCUCGACGAAGCCCAGGUCGGCGCCGGCUACGCGCUCACCUGCGUCGCCUACCCCACCUCCGACUGCGUCAUCCAGACGCACAGGGAGUCCGACCUGUACUAGAUGAGUUCAUUUCCGAGCCCGUAGUGUAAUAAUCUUGGCGCUGUGAUCCCGUCUGAUUGCGUAGCUGUCGAUGAGACUUGGCUAGAUUUUGUUCUGGAUUUCAAAUCGUUGUCUGUCUACGCUUUAACCUGAGCAGCUCUCUCCAUGUCCUCAUGUGGAUA
Messenger RNA from Brachypodium distachyon (stiff brome), 876 nucleotides. Its product is annotated as ferredoxin-1. Gene Ontology annotation, molecular function: electron transfer activity; 2 iron, 2 sulfur cluster binding. The coding region runs from base 236 to 715 and encodes 159 amino acids. Lineage: Eukaryota; Viridiplantae; Streptophyta; Magnoliopsida; Poales; Poaceae. Gene Ontology annotation, biological process: electron transport chain. The transcript has 2 exons. The record is from RefSeq and is a predicted model, not a curated record.